This is a messenger RNA of Echinostoma caproni, 645 nucleotides long. Lineage: Eukaryota; Metazoa; Platyhelminthes; Trematoda; Plagiorchiida; Echinostomatidae. The record is from the annotation of a GenBank genome assembly.
AUGACUCCGGGCCUCGCGCUUAUCGAGGACAUUCAUGUAGUAUGUGGUUGUCUGAAAUUGUUUCUGCGAAAUCUGUCGGAACCUUUGGUUACCUUUGAACAGCGUCCUGUUUUGGCGGCUGCAAGUGAACGAAUGCAAGAUGACCCCAAAGGCGCCGUCCAACAGGUCGUGGAUGUAAUGGAUUGUUUACCCGCGUCCAAUCGUGAUACACUGUCUUAUGUUGUCCUGCAUCUCAAGUUGGUCGCGCGGACUCCUGCUUGUCAGAUGGGUGAAGACAACUUGGCGAAAGUUUUCGGGCCAACAUUGGUCGGUUACUCUUGUCCCGAACCACAGUUGAUGCAAACAGUAACAGAAACACGAACACAACAAGCGGUUGUGAAACUGCUAUUCAGCGUUCCCGAUCACAUAUACUCGUCUAUCUUGUCUAAUCCACCUCCGGAGGAUCCUUCAGGAAGCGAACAAGAACAAACUUAUUUCAGUCCAUUAUCUGUUCGAGUCGAUCAGGCAUCUGAUAGCGUCGAUAGUAUGCGGACACCGAUGCGUUCACGUCAGACGCCCCGUCGUUUGGCUGGUUUGGGGAUGUCGUCACGAAAGCGCUUUCUUCCUCACUUCCUAUCUGCCAACCGAAACGCUGCUGACUCGUGA